AUGACGAGACCUCACAUUAUCCGCGCCGACACGAUCGACCUUCAAGAUCCCGACGCACCGUCAGCGAAAGACCACACUUCAAGAACGACCGGCUCCUUUGGCCCGCAUCAGGCAGAGACUCUUCGAGAGGUCGCGCAAGAAUCUGCCGAGGACCAAUCGCACAACCCAAGGCAGUCUUGGACGAGCCCAGGCCACGACGACAUCUCAGACUCGGACGACCUUGCGGGAGAGGUUUCCAGGAAGCUCACCACCGCCGCGAUGGACGACGCAAGCAAAAAGCAACAGCACCAGGAUGCGCUGGCCGUCGCGCAGAACGGAGGUGCGACGAACUCGGACGACGGAAACAUGGACGACACGGACGAUGACCUGGACGAUGACGACAUGAUGGACAAGAUCUCGAGUUCGCCUUCGAUUGAAGAUGCGAGGCAAGGUCCUCAUCUCCUUACCCUGAGCCCCUUCAAUACCCACAUGCAUUUCCCUCCUGGCAGCAUAGCAAGGCAUCUGCCGUUUCAGCAAAUCGUCAUCAUCUUCGUGGGUCGACAUACAAACGACGACGAACGAUACGACGAGCAAUGCACCAACGAGUACUACACCAGCAAUCAAUACGGCAUCCGGCAUACUGGUGAACCCUACAACGAAGUAGAGUAUCGGCACGAAUUCUACGAUCACUACAACGACUGGAUUUGGCAUGGCGGAAAUGUCAGGAGUCAUGAAGUAAAGUUCAGUAUGGAGAGUGUGGCACAACAUGGACCGAUUGUUGUGCGCCCGCUUCGGCUCCGCAGAUCUGAGGUACCCGGCCACGAAGACUUUGCGCAGCGACGUGCCGAGAUGGAGAAGGCAGAAAGAGAUGAGGCAGUUGGCGGGCUCGACGACAACGGCAUCCUCCUUACGGUCCCUUACGUACCCUCAAUCCACGAUGAAGAUGAUGACGAUGACGAUGACGAUGACGAUUCUCUUCCUGAUGAUUCUAGAUACAUUGUCUGUGGCUGGGGCUAUGAGUGCUUACACGAAGCAGAGGAUAUCGAUUUCGAGUUCGUUUACGCGUUACAUACCUUCGUCGCGACCGUCGAAGGCCAAGCAAAUGCCACCAAAGGCGACACGAUGGUGUUGCUGGACGACAGCAACAGCUACUGGUGGCUGGUGCGUGUUGUGAAAGACAGCAGCAUCGGCUACCUGCCAGCUGAGCACAUUGAGACGCCAACCGAGAGGUUGGCGCGCUUGAACAAGCACAGGAACAUUGACGUAGUCGCUCCCUCCAUGGAAGAGAUGAACCUUUCUGACUUAGAUCAGCUUUCUGCCACAAUGCUUGGGGACCAAGCUGGAGAGAAGUCCAAGAGCACGUUCAAGGCUGCCCUGAGGAAGAAGAAGAAGACGGUCGCAUUCGCCGCUCCGACUUUUGUCGACUAUUCGGACUACGACUAUUCUUCGGACGAGGAGGAUGUGGACGAGCUCCUCUCUCAACAAAAGGGCGCUCAGCAGCAGCAACAACAACAGCAGCAGCAACAGUCAGCCGCACAGCAAUCGACAGAGGAGAACAUGGACGACGAUACGGCCAAGGUGGAGCCUUUGAAACCCCGGGCGACGAAGGAGGUCAAGGUUGUGGAACCAGCAAAGGCGGAAGAGGCACCAGAAGACGACUCGAAGCGAGACAGCGGCGAAAUCUUUGAGAAGCCUGAAGGCCCCAGUCGGUCGAGGAACGGCACCGUCAGGAACACCGACUCUUUCUUUAAGGACGAAACCGUCGAGACCAAGAAGAUCACGCUUACGCCUAACUUGCUUCGUGACGACAGCGGCUCGCGACCUUCGACGACGGAAAGUGUUCAGGUCAAGCAAAGACCGAGCCUGGACAAGAUUGACAAGGAGCUGCAGCCGGACAAGAAGGAGGAUAAGAAGAAGAAGGACAAGAAGGAGAAGGAGAAAAAGACGAGCACGAUUCGGAGUUUCUUCUCGCGUAAGGACAAGAAGAAGUCUACCGAUGACGAUGACGAGUCUUUCGGCAAGAGAUCGAUGGACAUUGUUACGGAAUCCCAAGAUCGCGAGGAGGAGGAACUCAAGGAGCCAUUGUCACCGCGAGGAGACGGUCCGCAACGGAACCCCAGCAACAAGCUCCAGAAGCAGCAGCCAAGGGUGGAACCGUCGCCUUCGAGGAAGUCCGGGGCUUCUACGCCACAGAAGUCUGCCACCCGAGAACUGUCCGAAUUCAUUUCGUCCGAAGGACGGCCUAACAACGUCUCAAACGUCCCGCCUGCCUCUAUGCGUAUCGUCGAGGACGACUCGUCGGACCCAGAUGUCGCAGCCCAACAGCAACGCAUCAAGUCUCCCGAGACGACUCGGUCGCCACCGCAAGAAAAGUCGUCGCUGUCCAAGAUCAUUCCCUCACGGAAUGGUAGCAGCGACAAGCCACAGAAGGUCACCAAGGCUAAGUCUCGAGUGGAGCUCGAUGACUUCGACUCUUCUUCGGGAGAAGAGGUGGAGCCCGCUCCCGCCGAGCCGCCGGUGCAGCAACAAGCCGCGCAGAUUACAAAGGAAGAGAAGGCGGCCCGACCCUUGCCUGGAGCGUUCCCCGACAGCUACAUGAGCACCCAGAGCGGUGCGAGCGCUCAAACCGACAGGACGGCUACUCCCACGCAUCCUCAACAACCUCAACCUCAGCCCACUGCUGCAGAACGGGAAAGGGAUCGUCUUUCCGAGUCACCUGUGCAAGUUUCGCCAAUGACCCCCAACAACCCGCCUGCACUCAUGGUGGACACCUCGAGCCAGGAAGGCCACUCCACGUCGCCAUCGCCGGAGCUUAUCGAAGCUGAGGAGGCGGGAAGACAUCGCGCGCAGGAUUCGAUGACGGCCAGUUCCACCUCGACAGGCGGAAGCACCACGGGCAGUAGCUGGAACGACACAAAGCUUCGGGCCUUUUUCGAUUCUAGCUCCGAUAUCCGAGACAUGCUGGUGGUGGUUUACGACAAGAGCGAUGUGCCACCUGCUGGGCCGGAACACCCCGUUGCAGGCUCCCUGUUCAGGGAACAAAACGCCAAGCUGGCGGAAAUUACAACGCAACUUGACAACAUGCUUGGCGACUGGUUAGCACGCAAGCAAAGACUUAGAGGCACUGUAUAA
Molecule: messenger RNA, 3111 nt
Organism: Colletotrichum spaethianum
Lineage: Eukaryota; Fungi; Ascomycota; Sordariomycetes; Glomerellales; Glomerellaceae
Product: tip elongation protein 1
Exons: 6
Coding region: 1-3111 (1036 amino acids)
Biological process (GO): establishment or maintenance of actin cytoskeleton polarity
Cellular component (GO): microtubule cytoskeleton; cell tip
Molecular function (GO): protein binding
Source: RefSeq, a predicted model, not a curated record